This is a messenger RNA of Jatropha curcas, 444 nucleotides long. The record is from RefSeq and is a predicted model, not a curated record. Lineage: Eukaryota; Viridiplantae; Streptophyta; Magnoliopsida; Malpighiales; Euphorbiaceae.
AUGUGUGUGGACUACCGGGAUUUGAACAAAGCAUGUCCGAAGGACGAUUUCCCUCUGCCGCACAUCGACUUGUUAGUGGACCGAAUGGCUGGACAUGAAAUGGUCUCCUUGACUGAUCUCGCUGUCGGGGUUAUGCCUUUUGGGCUUCAAAAAUGCCGGGGAACCUUACCAAAGAAUGGCACCGACAAUCUUCCACGAAUGAUUCACAAAGAGGUAGACCAGCUGUCACAAGGGCUAGAAAUUGAUCCGUCGAAAGCCAAGGCCAUUUUAGGAAAUGCCAGCACCACGGACCGAGAAGGAAGUACGAGGUUUCUGGGUAGGCUACAAUACAUCAGUCGGUUCACAAAUCCAGAUUGGCUGAUACUUUGUGGUCCUAUUUUUCAAACUACUCCAGCGAAAGGAGUAGCGGUCAAUGUUAACGAGGAUUUGUCAGAAAGCUUUUGA